AUUUCAUAUCAUUGACCGAGACUAAAAGUUUUGGAAAUAUCCAAAGAUAUUCUUACUAUAGUUUAAGGGAGUUUAAUAAUUAUAUACAAAACUAAAUAUACUAAAGAACUUCACCACAGAGCUGAAUUAAAUGAAAAACAAUGGAAUCUCUACCCAUGCCUCAUUCCAUGACAUGGGAAGUGAUGCAAUCAAACCUAACAGCUCGAGCCUCAAGUUUGUACACGGAAGUGCAACAAGAAACGAUGUUGCAGUCCAGCCUCCCUGGCCAUCUGGCGGAGGAGGGACUCAACUAUACCGGCAUGGACCUCGAGGAUCAGUUGCCUGGUCCAGGAGGAGGGGUGGAUUACCUUAACUAUUUAGCGCUGCCAUGCGAGUGCGAAGCUUCGUUGUGCCAAAACAAGAUGCUCUUCAUCAAUGAACCCAGUAGCAUGAGGCUGCCAUGGGAGUCCAACCCUCACUUCUACCCCAACAUCCUGACGUAUGUGGCGACGUUGCUACUGGGCAUCACUGGCAACAUUGCUGCGGAGAUUAGCGAAUAUGUACUGGCAUCCAUCUAUAUUAAAUGUCGUUUAUUUGUUUAUCAAAAGACCCGGACUAACACGAACAUGUUCCUGUGUUCGUUGUCGGUGGCGGACCUCAUCAUGCUCAUCUUCGGAGUGCCGAUUGAAAUCCUGGGCAUGUUCGCAAUCAUGCUGGACUUCGGCAGCCCUUCUUGUACCAUACAAAGCUACAUCCACAUGCUUUCAUUUUCUGCCAGCGUGCUGAACCUCACAGCAGUGAGCCUUGAAAGGUUCAUCGUGAUUGUUUUUCCAAUGCGAAGUCGCUCUGUGUGCACCAUGAAGAACUGCAGGCGCUCUGUCAUCAUGGUGUGGCUAAUAGCCAUGGCUAUGGCUACUCCGGUCGUCAACAUGGUCGAAGAAGAAGUGAUCGUAUACCACAACAAAGGUUGUACAGAACACGUCAUCACUUAUUACUGCAAGUCGCAUCACACGGUGGGCUUCGUAUCAUACGAAGUAUUAGCUCUCUUUGUGAUCCCCGCCGUGCUGAUGAUCUGCUGCUACACGGCCGUCAUCAGGGAGCUCUGGAAGAGCACCAAAACAAUAUCAGCGCUCACCAACCCUGUGCGAUGUGGACCGUAUAACAGCAGCGGAGGAAGCGAAUCAUAUCGUUUGAACGUACGGCAUCCUACGAUAUGCAAUCCACGCAGACUUCUGAAUUCACCAGCAACAGUAAUUGGUAUUCAAUCUCAUUCGAAUUGCGAUCAAGGAUCACCUUUGCCUUCAAUUUCAGACCCGUUUAGUGACCAGGAAGAUCUUGCUGAAAAGCAUAGGUUCGAUGAAGUUCAGGAAUCGGGUUUCUCGAUUGGGCGGCCGAUACUGAGCUUUGAUUGUGACAUGCCUCAGUCUUCGUCAGGUACGUUUGAAUCCACAAAUGUUUAUGGACCAGAAAAGUCAAGGGUUGUUUCCGGGACCACGCUUCCGGUACACCUGGACUAUGAUACCAUGUCUGACGUCACUGAGCACACAUCGCGCGGCACACGAGCGAGCGCUGUCUCUUUCCCACGAAUGAACUCUUUAUCUUGCUCAAGAACCAACACAUUCAAAAGUCAUAAAGGCAGUCGCAGAGGUAAAAGUAUGUCUGGGAUUAUUUUCUCGUCUGAGGAAGACUUUCAGAUCAUUGAAGAUGCGAAAAACACUGUGAAUCCGCGCUCUAAUGUAAGCACGCUACACAAUUUGCGAAGCCCCGUCGGUUUCCGGGCGAGUAUGAGAAAUCGGAACAGCUUGGGAGCAACAAGUAACAAUGGUGGCUUGAAUUGUAAGGCCAUGUCCUACGAUGACAGUGGAGUGAACACAAGAGAAGUUACUGGUGCGAGUCAUCGGGGAGUUUUCGGUCACCGCAAAAGUAAAUCUUCCUCGGCAGCUGUUGGCCUUCAUGGCAGGGAAGAGUGGAAGCUGCCUCCUAUGGCUAAGAGGGAGGACGUUAAGAAAACCAGGAAGCAGGUGAUAAAAAUGUUGGUUGUGGUGGUGGUGCUGUUCAUCAUUUGCUGGGGUCCAACGCUUGUUGUUAAAAUCUGCAAAGCACUUGAAGUUCAAGCGUUCAACCAAGUAUUCCUUGCGUUCACAUAUCUGGCAGACCUUCUGCCGUUCAUCCAUUGCUGCAUAAAUCCCAUUAUUUAUUGCUUCAUGUCCAACAAUUUCCGCAAGUCAAUGUGGCGGAUGAUCGCCAAACGGCAGUCAUGUUGUUCAGAGCUCGCAAGAACCCAGGCCGGCCUCCCUCCUCUGCGCAGUGGCUGCUGCAAAUGUGUGAGGUACGGCGAUGGUUGCUGCAGUGGCAACAGCAGCAACAGCGGCGCGGGCUGCAGUAAAAUGUGCUGCGACAAACAGACCAACCUACCCCCUGCACCACCGGUCUCCAAAGACCAGACGUCAGUGACUGCAGACAAGCUAUUGCAUGCGUCCGAGGCCGAGGUUGACCAAACUAUUGUAUCCGAGUGGACGGUCGCAGCUCCAGCAUCUGUUCAGCCGCCAAACAAGUACUCGUGUGGGACCGCUUGUUUCUACGUGUGUUGGUGCACUAAAAGUCUGCCGCAUUUGCCGGGCAUCGCGGCUCCAGAGACCCAUAAAGGAAUAUCAAGGCAAAACACAGCGCGGUUUUCAUCAUCAACUUUUUAUCAUGAAGCCCCUACCGCCAUCUUGAAUUGCACAGAACUCGAAAAUAUUUCCAAUAUUUAAUUUUGUAUAUCAUGGAUCGUAAUCUGUCAUGCAUAAUACGUAAAAAAUGGAUCUACCAACUGACUUUGGCGAUUCUUUCACUAAUAUAACAUGUACAUUUAGUUUACUCAAUUGCAUUUUUAUGAACUUUUGAUUCUCCAUUUUGACUCGAAAAUCAACCAGGCUUCCGUGAGUUGACUUUAUUUAAAUCAUCGCAAAUAAAUAUCUUUUUAUGAUCAAAUUCUAAUUUUAGGUAUACAUACUCCGAUAAUCUUUGUAAUACAUCUUAACUGUCAAGCUUUCCAUCAUGAUUAUGACCAUCAUAGCGUAUAGUUCAAGCAAGCUUCCUUUCUUAAAUCAUAAUAUUUAUUAAUAGUAAGCUUUAGAUUAUCUAAGCAAAUCAGCUUCAUUGUCAGCUUCAAAUGCUAUGAUGAUAAUAUUAAUUUAUGGUAGAUUUUUUAACGCUUAUAGAUAGUAACUGUCUCUUACUAUAUGUACAAUGUUUACCUUAAUCUAUUAUUCUGCUUGUCCGAUCAUAUAUUCACUGAUAAUU
Messenger RNA from Hyalella azteca, 3264 nucleotides. RefSeq lists its product as uncharacterized. The coding region runs from base 141 to 2732 and encodes 863 amino acids. Gene Ontology annotation, cellular component: plasma membrane. Lineage: Eukaryota; Metazoa; Arthropoda; Malacostraca; Amphipoda; Hyalellidae. Gene Ontology annotation, biological process: G protein-coupled receptor signaling pathway. Gene Ontology annotation, molecular function: G protein-coupled receptor activity. The transcript has 10 exons. The record is from RefSeq and is a predicted model, not a curated record.